AUGUCAACACACGCGGAAGGAAAAUCUAUGCAAACACAGGCUGGUGUUGAAAACUUCGGUUACAACGCGGAUGCGCCAGUGAUUAAUUGCAGUGAAAGGUCUGACAGACUGUGUGUAGAAGAAAAUGCCUUCGAAGCACUGGAAAAAGACUUCCAAGAAGUCAUCAGUGAACUUAUGGGAGAUAAAAGUCUGGAGAAAUUCCGGAUAGAAUAUGAGAAGCUCCACACGGUUAUGAAGAAAUCCUACGAAAAUGAAAGGCGUCUCAUGUCAAAAUGCAGGGAGCUGAAUGCUGAGAUUGUGGUGAAUUCGGCUAAAGUGGCUGCAGCCCUGAAGCUCUCUCAAGAUGAUCAGACGACGAUAACAUCACUGAAGAGGGAGAUUGAAAAGGCCUGGAAAAUGGUGGAUGCAGCCUAUGACAAGGAGCAGAAAGCAAAGGAAACCAUUCUCUCACUGAAAGAGGAAAUUAUGAACCUGACUAAAUUAGUGGAGCAAGGAUCUGGAUUAUCACUGGGUCAAGAGCACAAUAUCCGGGAUUUGCUGAGGUUUAAGGAAGAAGUAACAAAGGAGCGAGACCAGCUCCUGUCAGAGGUUGUGAAGUUACGUGAAAGUCUAAUCCAAGCUACAGAGCAACAGCAAGAAACAGAGAGGGCAAAAAAUGAGGCGGAACAAAGCAUUGCUCAGUUCCAGCAGGAAAUCCAGAUGCGUCAGAAUGAGGCAUCCCGGGAGUCUCGAAAGAAGGACAAACUGGAGAAGGAGCUUAAACACAUUCAAGUGGAAAUGGACAACAAGCAGAGUGAAAUAAAGGCGCUGCAGCAGCAUGUGCUGAAGAACAAAGAAGAGCUCCUAAAACUGGAACAGCAGCUCAAGGAACAGAAGAUCCUGAAUGAAAGAGCUGCCAAAGAACUUGAGCAAUUUCAGACGAGAAACUCUAAACUCCAGCAAGAGAACGAGCAGCACAGCAUGGCCUUUGAACAAAUAACACAGGAGAACCAGCAGAAAACAGUGGAGCUGAAAAUGAGGGAGGAUGAGGUGACUCAGAUGCGUCAUGAAAUUUCAAAACUCUCCAAGGUAAGAGAAGUUAUCCAGAGAAAACUGCGUGUUGCAGAGGAACAAAAAGUUGAAGCAGAACACCAGAGGGAUACCCUAAAAAACCAAAUCUCUGGACUAGAGAGAGAGUUGGAGAUUGCUAAAAGACAGGUAGAAAUUGAUAAGAAAGCCAUAGAUGAGCUGGUGAGAGAAAGGGACAUAUUAAACAAGAACUUGCUUAAGGCUGCCAGUGUCACUCAAAAGCAGCUGAACCUGGUGAAGCUCCACGAACAGUCCAAGAGGAACUUGGAAGAAGAAAUUCAGAACUAUAAGGAUGAGGCUCAGAAGCAGAGGAAGAUCAUCUACCAGCUGGAAAAAGAGAGAGACCGUUAUAUCAAUGAAGCUAGUGAACUCACCCAGAAGGUCCUCCAGCACAUGGAAGAUAUCAAAGUGCGGGAAAUGCAGAUCUUUGACUACAAGAAGAAGAUAGCAGAGGCUGAGACUAAAUUAAAACAGCAACAGAAUCUGUAUGAAGCCGUGAGAUCAGACAGGAACCUAUACAGUAAAAAUCUGAUUGAAGCUCAGGACGAGAUCACUGAAAUGAAGAAAAAACUGAAGAUCAUGACUCAUCAGGUUGAUCAGCUUAAAGAAGAGAUCACAGCCAAAGAGGCAGCUCUUGUGAAAGUACAUAUGGAACAUCAACGAAUAGAAAAGGAAAAGGAAGCUCUGAAGGCUGAGCUGCUUAAAAUGAAACAACAAGCCCUGGAGACCAAACACUUUAUUGAAAAACAGGAGGCAGAAGAGAGAAAACUCCUGAAAAUUAUUGCUGAGGCUGAUGCCGAGAGGCUGAGGCAGAAGAAGGAAUUAGACCAGGUUAUCAGCGAGAGAGACAUCCUGGGGUCACAGCUUGUUCGGCGCAAUGACGAAUUAGCUCUGCUUUAUGAAAAGAUCAAAAUCCAGCAGUCCAUCCUAAACAAGGGGGAGACUCAGUACCGGCAGAGAAUGGAAGACAUUCGACUCCUCAAGCUGGAGAUCAAGAAACUUCGGCGGGAGAAGGGAAUACUUUGCAAGAGCGUGGCUAAUGUGGAGGAACUCAGGCAUAUUCUUUCCUGGUGGGAAAACAUUGUCAUUUGCUGUACAAUCACUGGGGGACUUCUAAAGAAACAGAGCUGUGUUUCCAGCAGGCAGGAGGUUUAUCACAUGCAGAAGGAGCUACUGAAGGAACGAACUCGAUGCAGAGCCCUAGAGGAGGAGCUGGAGAACCCCAUGAAUGUUCACAGAUGGAGAAAAUUGGAGGCCAGUGACCCGAGUACCUAUGAAUUGAUACAGAAGAUACACACACUACAGAAACGGCUCAUCAGUAAGACAGAAGAAGUGGUUGAGAAAGAAUUGCUUCUUCAGGAAAAGGAAAAGCUGUAUGUAGAGCUGAAGCACAUCUUGGCCCGGCAGCCUGGGCCCGAAGCGGCAGAACAGUUGCAGCUCUACCGACACACCCUCCGAGAGAAGACCAAGCAACUGAAAGUUUUGUCUUCAGAACUGAACAUGUAUGAGUCACAGAGUCAAGAGUACAAGUAUGAAAUAGAGAGACUGGGCAAUGAGCUCCUGAAUGUGAAGAAGAAAUACCUAACCCAGAAACGCAAGGAACAGCAGACCAAGGAUAAGGAGCGAGUGUUGGCUAACAUGGAGCAGGAGUAUCCAACGCAGAGAAUGGACGUUCCUCGUUUCACUGGGGGAGGCUUUGCUCUCACCAAGCAGCCGCCCAAGGUUAUGGCCUAA
Terrapene triunguis (Three-toed box turtle) is the source of this 2802-nucleotide messenger RNA. RefSeq names its product cilia and flagella associated protein 58 (gene CFAP58). Gene Ontology annotation, cellular component: cytoskeleton. Lineage: Eukaryota; Metazoa; Chordata; Testudines; Emydidae. The record is from RefSeq and is a predicted model, not a curated record.